GGAAGUAUCGCGGGAAGAGAAAAAUUGCACAUGGAGUAACAGUCAAGUGAGGGAAAAAACUAAGAUAAAUCGCAAAAUAAUUGGUCAAGAUGGAUAUACCGCAACUUGCCACCAUCCUAUCGAGUACGUUUGACCCAAACUUGAGAGAAGAAGCCGAAAAGAAGCUAAACGAGGUGAGUGUUCGAGUUACUUUCGUCCCUUUAAGGGCUUACUCGAUCAUCUCACGCGAUAUUAUUCGCAAGCAAAAAGCCAGAAUUUCACUGAAAAUUUUGUGUUCGGCUUCUCAGGUCUUACGAUUUGAGUCCAAAUUGAUGGAUUUAAAUAUAGCCAUUGUGAAAAGUCUCUUUGAUUGCGCUCUCGAGCAAGAACUGUACACGUGAAGUAAGAAAACUGAUCUUUUGGAAAACGACAUGGGUUUAAUAGGCAUGAAUCCAAAGAUUACCUCAACGAAUAUCCAUGCAAAAUUUUUUAAUUUUUUUUUCUCAUAGAUUCACAAAGUUCCGGGAUUUCUGACGCUUUUGCUACAAGUAGUUAUGUCAAAUGAUGUGCAGAUUCCUGUGAGACAAUCUGGUAGGUAAUAAUUAAGCUUAAUUGCGAAACAGUUAAAAUUUACAUAUAGCAUGAUGUACGUUUUAACUUAGGUAUGUUUACACUUGAAUCAGGAUAGAACAAAGUCUUAGGCUCUAUUCUCGGUUUGCACUGUCACACAAUGAAAAAUAAAAAUGCAAACCAUUCAAUACAGAAGGACUACAAUCUGGGAAAUAAAAAAAGAUAAAUAUACAAAACCCUUGUGAAGAAUCAGGUCUGUGAAAUAUUUCAAAUGCGAGAUAUUGGGAAAAAAGGUUUACCUAAAUUUAUAAAGCUUUUUAUGGAAACGCCAUGUUGGUGUCCCUUUCAGGAACACCAAUAUGGCCGCCGGAUACCAACAGAAACAUCUGUUUUCGAGUUUCCCUACUAAUGCGUGAAUUCUUCGCUUGAGGAAUUCAUAAAGAUUACAGUAAUAUUUAUUCUGAGACAAGGAAUGUUUAGAUUGCAAAAUCUCCCAAAAUUGGUAAUGUUUUUAACUUACAUAAGAGCUUUCCCGGCCGCCAGCUAAAUGCCGCGUCACGCAAAAGUCUGGAAAUUCAAGCGUCCUGUCUCGCAAAACGAUGAACCCUUUCGAACCAAAAAUUUGUUUAUGUAAAGAUGUUUAGGUACUGUAAUACCUCAUGAAAGCAGAAACUCAGAAGAAUCGAUAGUUUCUUAGUUUGAUUUUUGGUGACGUCACGUGCAACUCAAGAAUAUUUUACAGCACUGCCAUUUGGUAUGUCCUAAUUCAGCCAUUUUGGAGACUGUUUCACCACUACUGUUCUGCCUAACUUCCUGCAGAUGUUGAGGCUGACUCAUGUUUUUUUUAUUGACAGGUCGAUCAUUAAAAAAAAAUUAAGUUAAAAUUGUGUCACCAGGGCCCAGUUGCGAGGAAGGUUUUGUAGAUGAUGCUAACCCCUGGAUAAAUCACUACCCACCAGAUAAUUAACAAUCUAUGACACAAUGCAUUAUUGAAUGAGGCUGUGAAAAAUUAUGCAGGUCAAGGAGAAUGUUAUUCAUUGAUAACAGCCCCCGAGAUGUGCCUAACACUCCACAUUAUACGAAAGCCAAAUUCAAUUACAUUGUUCUGUUAUUCAUUUAAAAUAAUCUAAGUAAACAACCAAGUGUUCUCGUAGGCUUUCCUACAACAUUUGCCUGUUUCUUUGCAUGGUUUCAGGAUAUAAACAGAUGUUUUUUCUUACAAAUACUCCUUAACAAGCAGAUAACAUCCACUGUGCAAUAUUUUUUUUGGUUACUAUCCCAUUUCUUUAGCUCAGUUUUAGUCAGAAAUUCAGCUAUUUGAUCUUUGGAAUCUUGAAUGACAUUUUCUUUAGUAUCCCCUGGCAUAAAUAGCUGCAUUGUAAGCUGCCAUGUUCUAAAGCUCUGCUCAGCUGAAGUGGUUAUUGCCUGGAAAUGAGCUGCUACCAAUAUAAUAUCAAAUCGAUGGGUUAUUACAUGUAUGUUCUUCUUCUGGUUAUGAAGAAUCAGCCUGAUAUUGCAGCCAAUCAGAAACAGAAAAUAUUCUGAAUGAAUAACAAUGCAAAAUCAUUUGAAGCAAAUUUUUUCUUUCUUUUCAUUGGCUGAGAGCCCACCAUGUGACCUGCAAAUAACUGCCUACAAAUAAUGGUCUGCUCAUGCGCAAUGCCGUCCAACUGUGUUUUGCUGCAACUAAUAUUCCGCUCGUGCAUAAAGGAAACCGUGCUUUCUCCUUCUUGUGAUUGCUCUUGCGUGAAAAUGGCAGAUUGCUUUGCUUCCCAAAGAUAUUCAUUGUAAAAACCAACUCGGUGAUCGACUGAUAAAGCUCGGUUAUCGCAAAAUAUCGUGAUUUGUCAGUGUCUGGCAGAUCAAUUAUUUGCCUCAGCCUUCGGCUUCAGCAAAUAAUUGAUCUGCUCGCCACAGACAAAUCACGAUAUUUUGCUCAACUUCGUCCAAUAAUAUUGUUAAUUAUUGGUUUCUCAAACACUUAUCCCCUAGACAGCACUACCAAUCAUAGAGUUGAACAGUGCCCAGUACUCAAGUACAGGCCUAAUACAGGUGUACAUGUAUGAGUUUGAGAAUGAAAGUAAUAAUUCCCUGCAGGUGGGAUUUACCUGAAGAACAUGGUCUCCCAGUUUUGGAAAGACAGGGAUCCAUCUGAGCUUAUUGAUGGUGUGCAACCUUAUGUGAUUCCCGAACAAGACAAAGUUAUAAUCAGAGAAAAUAUUGUUGAAGCUGUGAUCCAUGCUCCUGAAUUAAUAAGGUAGAGAAUAUUAUUGCUAAUGAUUUAUCUGUUGGGAUUCUAACCUCUGAGUGUCUAUGAAUAAGGAAGGGGACAUUUGGGGGAUACCCAAUACUGCAAUACCAUAGGAAAAAAUUAGCAAAUACUGAAACACCGUGUCGAAAAUCAAUGAAAUACUUAUACCACAUUUGUGAUCGGUCAUGCUUACCAUCAGCAGCCUGUUAUUACUGGUUAUUACUGAUACAAAAUAUUGCACAUGUACAUUUAAUUACAUUUGUAUUUCAGUAUAAAGUUUAGAAAUAAAUUUUAUUAGUACAAACUUACUUUACAUAUACUGGUACAUAUACCAUGCACCCUGAAUGUAAGGCAGAGGGCAUAAAACAGCAAUAAAGCCACAUAUUAAUGUUGGUGGACCUGUUUGCCACCAGCUCACCGAUAUUAAUUUGACCAACAAACUUUAACGGGAGUUACAUGUGUUACUCACUUUUUUUGUGUAUUUCUUUGGGCGUUUUUGCCAGGGGAAUGUGACUCUACAAUGGGGUGAAAAGGGUUUGGGUCUCUGGAUUAUUAUUAGUAAAACUGGUACCUCCCCUCCCCUAAACAAUGCUGAAGUUUGAGCAAAAUGGGUGGAAAUGAUUUUCUGGAGGGGGGGGGGGGAUGCAACAUUGCUGGUAGGAGAUGGGGUCAAAAAGUUAUCAGUAGAAUUAGACUCCUAUGUAAUAAUUUACUUGAAAGAGUUUUUCAAACUGUCCCAAGUUCUUUUGACCUCCAUUGCAUUUUGUAGCUUUGAUGCUGAAAAUGUCAAACUACUCUGGUUUGUCCCCUUCUCCCUGCACUAACAGGGCUUGACAUCAGGAGUUGUCGUAUGGUUUUUUCGAAUGUUGUAUAAGCAGCAUGGAAAGAGUAACAACAUUACAUUUCCAUGUACACUGUACAUAGACCCAAAAUGGUUCUUUGUGUCCAAGUUAGGGUUGAUGUAUUAUAGUGUUGCGUAAACGUCUUAACCUUUUAAGAUUAAUAGUUACAGUAUAUGUACCUCUGUCGAUUGAUUUGAACUUUUCUUCAACUGCCUUGAAAAGGCUGAGUCAGUAAGAGCCAGCUGCCGGCUAAUUUCACUGGCUGAAAAAAAGAGCUUACCACCGGUUCAAAUUCUGCUCUGGAAAGCAUUGGGUAAUUUUGAAGAUGCGGUUGAGUAAAAAAGCCUGCUUGUUGACUCACAGUCUGGCCUGCUUAGCUUUUCUUUAGCAACACUCCUGACUUGGUACAGCUAUAUGGAAACUGCAUGUACUCGGGCCAAAAAGAAAUAAUUAGCAAAAUAAUUGAAAAAAGUCUUGGGAUUGUUCUCAGCUCAAACAAUAGUCCUGCUGCUACAAUCAGGGACAAAAGUAGUUGACACACUGUCUUGUUUAAAACGGGUGCUUUUAACAAACAUUUCAUUCAUCUAUUAUUUCAUUCUUUUUAAACGCCGUAAAUCUCCUCGCCCCCCGAAACAAUGUUGUCUGAAGUAAAAAAAAGACUUGAGGGUCCAAAAUUCAACAUUGAUUUUGGGGUGGAAGGGGUUGGAGUAGACAGGGGAAGGGGAUAAGUAUAUCCACUAUGCAAAAAGGGGCCAUUUUACGGAAGUGUGUCAACACUUUUGUCCCUCAUUGUAGCUAUAUUCCACUUUCAUUCUAGAUUACAGCUGACUGUAUGCGUGAGCCAAAUUCUUCGCCACGACUUUCCUGACAAAUGGCCAGGAGUUAUCGACAAGGUGAAUGGAUACCUGGCUGAGAACAGUCGAGCAACUUGGAUGGGGGCUCUGCUUACUCUGUAUCAGAUUGUCAAAAAAUAUGAGUAAGUUGAAAUAAUUUAUACUUCCCUUUACAACACAUACAGUGUACUUGUAUGUUACUUUACGCGCUUUUGAUCAUAUUUACAUGGAAAAGGCGCGUUAGAAAUUUUUAAUUAUUAUUAUUAUUACUUAACCCUUUCAGCCAGCUACAGUAGGUACUACAAUCAUCAUCAAAAGUGUUGGGAAAGCUGCUACUUUUUACCUCUCUUUUCCCUUCUUCCCCCUGGGCCCAAUGUUGAGCAAAAUUUUAAUGUUGUGCGUGUUCUGUUAUAAAUUAUCCCAACAUUGAAUGGGGGACAGAGUUUUUAAUCAUAAGAGAAAAAUCUAUUUUUUGAGGAUUAAAGUGGACUACUGUUAAGUUGUACAACCUUCCCAACUACUUUUGUCCGGGAUUGUAGUUUGGAGAAUUGUUUUUUUUAUUCUAUUUAAAAUAAGGUUGCCAGUAACAGUGUGAGAUUUUAUUAAGGAAAUUUCUUUUGAAGGUUUUUUGCAUAGUACUAUCAAUUUUUUUCCUGUAGUUUAUGAAAUGAGAUUUGAGUUUUUGUUGUACUUACAAGUGUACAUGUAGUGUUUGGGCAUUCUUGGGAUUCAAAUUAUUUUAAAACUCUAACAUGAGGAUACAUCUUCACACUGUCCAUUUUCCAUACUUUCCUUUGAGAGUACAGCGCUGUAGGCUGAUUUAGCAGCAGAACGGGAACAUCAGUUAAUGAUGGUGUUCGCAAGUCAAAAAACUUGCUUGACCAAUGGCAGAGUGGCAAAUUGAGCACCGGUGGUUGUGUACAGACCUCUUCCAUGUGCUUUCCCGUCAUCAACUGAUGUUCGUGUUCUGUUGCUAAAUCAUCCUAGUGAUGAGGAGAAUCUGUUUAAAAAUCAAGACUUUUUUUACAUGUACUUGGUGAUCAUUCCUUUAUUCUCACAGCCUUUAUGUUUGACGAAGCAUUGAUACUCUGCAUUAUUUUGUGAAAUCUCAGGCGAAAACGUUCCUUACGAACUAACACACAGCAUGCAAACGCACGACAAGUGAAAAGAUGAGACACAGAUAGCCAAGCCCUUCGAAACGGAUGACAAUUUCUUUGAACGGAUAGCCCGAGCCGUUCGAACGGCUUAUGAACAGCAUACUAACGGCUAUCGGUUCAAAAAUGGCAAACCAUAAGGAACGUUUUCGUGUUGAGGUCACAUUUGUUUACACUGUAUUAUGACCCACUCUUAUUUGGCUUGCUGGCGUAAUUGGUUAAAGCACUGCCCCAGGAUUGCCGAGGUCAGGGUUUGAGUCCUGGUAAGCCUGAAUUUUUCAGGUCUUCUUUUUGCAACUGGAUAAGUUGUCUUCAACUGCGUUAAUCUUCUUUACAUUUAUUUAUUUGGUUCAUUAGAAUAAUAGUUGUCACCUAUAUGUGUACAUGUAAGAGUUAAAUGGGUGAAACCUCACUCUUAUAUUAUUUAAACCCUUUUUUCAUCCAGAUAUGACUACAUGUACAUGUAGAUGCCACAGGUGAAAAUUAAAUUCAGGAAAAAAUUUUUUAAACUAGGUUGAUUUGCCAUUUCCUUCGCCUCCCGGCCCUAAUUAUUCAUGAAUUAGGGCCAGGAGACAAAGGAAAUUGAGAAUCAACCCAGUUUGAAAACUUUUGUCCUGAAUUUAAUUUUGACCUGUAACAUCUACAUGUACAUGUAGUCAUAUCUGGAUGAAAACGAGGUGUACCGGUACAUGUACUUUUUUUACGAGUGUCUUACUGUAGGUGUAAUGUUAAAUCCACUAGUUUGUAAUGCAUAGGGUUUUGCUUACUUUUAGGUUUAAGAAGCCUGAUGAGCGCCAAGUUCUCCACAGAAUCAUGCAAGUUCUUUUACCUCAGCUGUACUCAAGAUUCACCUUGGUCAUAGAAGAUGGUUCACAGCCAUCAGUAGAAAUUCAAAAACAGAUUCUCAAAAUAUUUUUUGCUCUCAUUCAGGUUAGUGAUCCAGAAAUUUUUCUGCCAUGGUAAUGUGACGUCACACUUAUCCUCUGUAUUAAGAUAUCUGAAAGUGGACAAAUACACUUUGAUAAUAUUGUUUUGCAGUAUGUCCUUCCUAUGGAAGUGAUCACAGCACAGUCAUUUGGAAAGUGGAUGCAUGUAUUUCAAACUGUGGUUGCAAGAGAUGUUCCACAGGUCAGAAUCUCUCCUCAAUAAAAUGUAGAUCUUACAUACUGAAUUAAUCUCAAUUAUCCUUAUUGUUAUAGCUGUAUGUAUCCUGUAUUGAUGUUGUAUUUUUGUCAAUUAUUGAGAGAGGUUGUGGAAAUCAUUAUAGAGCGGUUUUCACUUGACUGUCAAAAGGGAUUGGUUUUGGUUUUGGUUUUGGUUUUACUACGCCCUUUGGUUGGCUAGUGUAUUUACUUUGGUUUUGGUUUUACGACAGUCAAGUGAAAACCGCUAACGAUUCAUUACUACUGUUUAUUGAUGGCUAUUAAUCAGUGUUAAUCAGUAAAGUUACAUCUUGUAAUAAAGUAUGAUUUUUCAGGUGGCGUUGGAAGGUGAUGGAGAGGAGCUGGCCAAGCUUCCAUGGUGGAAAGCCAAAAAGUGGGCUUUACAUAUUCUGUGCCGAGUUUUUGAGAGGUAAAUAAAAAUUAAUGCUUUGCACUGAUAUACAGUACAUGCAAACUUGAACAAGUGAGUCUAGACUGUGAACAGUCUCUCUUGUUCUUCAGAUUUAGUGAGGGAUGUACAAGCGUGUGCUAGCCGCCAUCAGCAGGCACAUGGUCAUUUUCAUGUCCUGCAUCAAAAAAGAGAGACUGCUAAUAGUCUAGAGGGAGUCUUGAUCAGUGGAUCGAUAAAAAAUAUUCAAAAUGACUUGCUGUAAAUUAAUGUAAAAAUUAUUUAUCAUGGUGGUGAUAGAGGGGACUAAGUGAGGGAUCGAGGGCUGUAAUAUUCAAUAAUGAUUAUACUUGAUUUGAAAUGGAAGUUAGUAAAACUUUAUCUUGAGGGAUCCAGGGGCAGAUUGUCUGAACAUCAGAAUUUUUAUGGGUGAAUGUGGUUGAAACCUUUUGCCUAUAAAAAUCCUGUCAUCUUGACUAGCUACCCCUACUUUUGUGGGGACUGUAACACUGCUGUUAUUUUGUAGCACAAAAAUAGAAAAAUCUAUGGAUUGCCACUGAUUUGAUUUCUAGGUAUGGAACACCUGGCUCUAUAACUAAGGAAUAUGAACAAUUUUCAGAGAAUUAUUGCAAACAUUUUUCAGGUAAGACAGUUCUGAAUUAGCUAAUUAGUGUAAUGUUCAGUGUUAUUUAAUCAGCAUACCGGUGUAUGGUUUGAAACUACAGCUGUAGCUGAGUGUUUUUAACAUUGAUAACAACAAACGAAAUGCAUGUACUGUACUUGCGAAUAAGGAUGCGUACAUUGUAACUGGCAUUAUUAACAAGAUGUGACACAGCCCCUUUGAGCUACAUUGUACAUUAGUUUAAAACAAGGACAGUUGUGUUCUGUAUCUUUGGACACUUGAAAUUGGCUUACCCCUUGUGGCCUGGUUUGGGGUCUUGAUAUCAUUUUCUAUCAAAAUUAACUUGUUUUUCUGCUUCCUUAAUAACAGCCUUCUUUUCUGUUUUCUGUAGCAAGCGUGACACAGAUUCUCCUUAAAGUCUUGGAUCAGUACAGACAAAAAGUGUUUGUUGCUCCACGUGUUCUUCAACAGACAAUUAACUACUUAAAAAAUGGGUCAGUAUAGUUAUUAAUUAUGUCAGAAGUGGUAGAACGGAUGUGGAACCACAGGAGCUGAUAUGAGCAGUUCAGGGGUGGAUGGGUUAGCAUAAUAAUAGAUUUACAAGUACACGUAUGUUGAAUUUUUUAAAUACAUAAUGAUGUACUCAAGAAGCAAAAGUUGCUCUCGGCUACACCUCAAGCAACUCUUAGGCUUCUUUCAUUCUUACAGUGUAGUUUGUUUAACUUGUCAAAUAGUGAAUUAAAGAAAAUACUGCUACUAAUAAUGAUAGUAAUGAUAAUAAUAUGAAUAAUAAUAAUAACAUUAUUAUCUUAUUUCAGGAUUUCAAAUUCCCUCCACUGGAAAGUUAUGAGACCUCGUAUCCAAGUAUGUUUUCGAUAAUUAUUUUAUUUUGUUGAAUAACUACAUUAACGGGGAAGUAAUUCACAUACCGUAUUUUGGUACGGUUUCCUGGGGCCUGUUUCUGAAAAUGAUAAGAAGAAACUAUCAGUUAACAAAGCAAAAUUGACCAGUUUGGGAGCUAGGAAAUGAACUACUAUUAAACAGGUUUUGAUUUUAAAAUUUGUCUUCUUGCCCAAAAAGUUACUGGGCCUUUCAGGCAACGAGGCCCUGGAAAGGACAAUCUCGCAAGAGCUUGCCUGGAAAAGAAGUCAUACAUAAAAUGUCCCAGCAACUGAAAUGAUAAAACCCUAGAAAUUGAUUGUUACAAUAAAAACUUGGACAGGGGUGUAGAAAUACUUUUUGAGUGUAACAUUUUGUUUGUGCUUCGAUAUGGAUAAGCAAGGUUUCUGUUAUGUCCUCCUGCUAACUUGCCAUUGUGUACAUGUAAAAUGGAUCCCCACUAAUAUGGCCACUGUUUAUAAGUAAAUUAAUGAAUGUUUUUAAACGUGGUAAUAAUUAACAAGGUGGUGUAAUCAACAGCAUGUGCUUAAUGGAGGCGGGGGGCAGGGGUGGGUGUGAAGGAUUGAUUCCACUGUACUUAAAAAUUUUAUGCAAUAAUGUAGAGCUUAUUGUUCACUGUCUUUGUAACAGGCUAUUAUUCAGGAAGUUGUUUUUCCCUUGAUGUGUUACACAGAGGAAGAUGACGAGCUUUGGCAAGAGGACCCUUAUGAAUUUAUUAGAGUUAAAUAUGGUAAGUGCAUUUGACAUCGACCUCAAGUUUCAAUUUAAUCCUUCAGGCGCAACCUGUUUACAUUCAACUGUGGCCAACUUCAAAAUUCAGGAGAAUUUCAAAGUUUAUUUCACUUUAAAUAAUCAUACACUUUAUAAAAGAAGUACAGUUAAACUGCCAUCAAGCAGCCACCCUCUAUUAAGCGGCCAGUAAUCAAAGUCCUGAAAUACAUGUAGUUAUAGAAAAGAACAGGAAAGUAAAUCUCUCUUAAGUGGCCACGUCCACCUUUUGACCAUCCCAAUGAGAGUUCUUUCAUCGUUGUGACCUCUAUUAAGUGGCCAUCUCGCGCUUGAUACACUUAGUUUGGCUUUAUCCCUCUAAGUCCUAAGAGUGACCAACAUCAAUUUUCUCCUCACAAUAUCGAUACAUAAUCAAAAGAAAAGUUUAUGACAAUUAAUAAAAUGAUUACAUCAGGGAAAAUGCUUUGGUCUUCCAUCAAAUUCUCUCAACUAAUUCUUUACGGAAAUGUAUAAAGAUCAGUAUGGAGAAUUUGUUAGUGUAUAUCGGGGCUUAACGGGUUAUUUCAAGAAUACAAUAAAGGAAAAUACAGGUGAUGAUACAGGUGAGAAAAGGAAAAUACAGGUGAGAUAGAAGGUGAUGCCUUAUUCUGCUCCUGUAGCACGUUUGUUUCAAAACAAAGAGGUGUUUCUGCUAAAGAUUAUGCUCAUGUUAUGCUUAUUUACGACGAACCUCUAUUGUGUGGCUAACCGCCAUUUAGCGGCCACUUGCUGGUACUUCAAGGGUGGCCACUUAAUGGAGGGUCAGCUGUAGUAUUAAUAGUGACAUGCUAGAGUGCUGCUAAAGAGAUGUCAUCUGAAUGGCAUUACCAUAGGAUUUUGUUUACCAUUUCAUCAACAAGAGCAAACAAACAACAUUAUCAACUUCUUUACAGCAUGAAGUUUGCAAAGCAGAUGUAACUAAUGUCUUUAAAUAGCAACACAUUAUAUACAUGUAGCUCAUUGAGGUGGGUAGGAAGAGCAAGAUAUAUGGUUUUAAAAUAUACUGGAAAUUGCAUGAAGUUGCCACUGCAUAAUGGUGCAAAAUCCAGGAGGUUACAGCUAAAGAACUGAAAUUACAGUCAUGGUUAUUUUAACAAUAAUUAUUAUAUUUUCAAAAAUUUUUUAUUAUAGUGAAGAUGUCAAAGGGUAUGAGUUUUCGGUCACAGAUUUCAGAAUAUUGGUGAAUGUUGCAUUUCAAUCAGAAAUUUACACUAUCCAUGUAAAAUAUUAUUGGUUUUAAUAUUAUUAUUAUCAUCAGAAUGUCUCUUUUUCUUCUUGUGUCAACAGAUAUUUUUGAAGACUUUGUUUCCCCAGUAACUGCAGCAGCUACUCUUCUUCACACUGCUGUUUCUAAAAGGAAACAAGUCCUGGAUCCAACCAUGGUGUUUUGCGUGCAUUUAUUGAACAUUCCUGCAGAACAGCGCGAUCCCAGACAGAAGGAUGGAGCUCUUCACAUGAUUGGAACAUUAGCUGAUGUGUUAAUUAAGGUAUUGUGUUCUUACCUCCGUUUUUUUGUGUCUACGUUUAGUGCUCACCUACUCGUAGCAUACGAAAACAGCCAGUCCUCCUCGCUCCUCGCUUCUAGGGGCAUACAAGGAGCAAGGAAGAACGGUUGUUUUCGCAGGAUAACCUACUCGCCAACUAACCAAAUAUAAUGGAAGGUGUCACCAAGGGAUAACAAAUCUUACAUGUACUUCUCUUACCAAGUUUGUCGAGGUUGUAAGUUCCAGAAGAGUCUUUAAGAGCCAAAUUAAUAUCCAGAGUUGAAAACACCUCAUUCCUUCAGAGUUCAAGCCCUAUUCCUCCUUCCAUUAGAAUUGUUGUCUCUGUGUGAUAAGUCCCUUGUCCUCAAAAUAAUAAAUAUAUAAAAUAAGAAUAACUUUAUUUUAGUGUCAAGUUAUUUAGCUUAACAGUCAUUUUUUCCUAAUGAUCAUCCACUGAGAUUUUAAAUAUUAUUAAUGAUCUUACCUCUGUAAAACUAAAUACAAAUGUCCAUGACUCAAAAUUUCCUCCCACAGCAAAAAGUAAAAUGAAGAGAAAGGUCCAGUGUUCCUCUUUGAGGCUUGUCAAGUUUCUGAGCUCACUACUGACCUUUGACCAAAUGAAAGGUCCUUGCUAAUGCAGCAAAUGCUGUAUCAAAAGUGGGGUAGGUCAAACUCACAGUUUCUUAGGCCCCUUUUGUGUACUUAUUACUUGCCCUUUGUUUUUCAGAGAAAAAUGUACAGGACGCAACUUGAAAGUAUGUUAGUGCAGCAUGUUUUUCCUGAGUUUAAAAGUCCUCUGGGUUAUCUCCGAGCAAGGGUAGGUAAAGAAAAAAGAAACAUUGCCUCAAGAGACUGACUAUAAUCAGUUUACUGUCAGUGUGAUACUUACAAGAAGUGACAUUGUCACAUGAAGUGUGAACAUUACAUUUAUUUAUGCCUUGAUCAAAAUAAUAAUUAACUAUUAUUGAAUGAGGCUGAGUAUCAUCUAAAGUAUUAUGGAGAUCAGGGAGGAUGUUAUCUGCCAAGGCCGUAGGACGAGGCGGAUAACACCUCUACUAUAUAAUUCUUUAGAUGAACAACCCCUUUUAUCAUUCAUUCAAAAUAAUCUUAGUUUAAAAUUCUUUUAGAUGAUAGUGCAUGUUAAUCGACAAGUUUAGAAUCAAUAAUUUUUUUAGAUGUCGUCUGUCAAGAACUUAUUCAUUCAAAAUAAUUCCUAUUUUUCCUCGUGAAAUGAGUGAAAUGUUCUAAAACAUGCCUUGUCCCCAGGUCUUCUCAGUUAACAUUGAUAAUUGGCAAUCUUGCUUGUUGACAUCUUUUAUAAAUGUGCAUGUUAAAUUGACAAGUUUUUAGGAAUCAGAAACAGAGAAAUAUUUUGAAUGAAUAAUAAUAUUAUUUGAGGCAUGAGGACAGUAAUAAAGCAAUUUUUUAUGCUAUAUUGAUACUUUUUAAUAAUAUCUAUGUUAUUAGUAAUAAUUAUGAUUAAUAUUUAAAUUAUUAAUAAUUUUUACUACAAGUGCUUGCUUAUCCAUCUUCUGGCCAUUUUAUUGUUAGAAUGUACACAUAGAUUUUCAUUUUUAUGGAAAAUUGACAAAUAUUAUUUCAGUAACCAGUCUAAUAAUAAUAAUAUUUUUCUUAACAAUAUUUUUGUACAAUGUAUCUGUUCUUAUAUAUUAUAAGUUAUGGGAAGCUCUUUAAUAAUUAUCUGAUUUGUGAAACUUCUGAUCUUAGGCUUGUUGGGUAUUGCACAGUUUUGGAGACAUAACAUUUAAAGAUGAAAGAAAUCUUGAAAUUGCAGUUAACUCUGCACGACUAUGUUUAACUGAAGACAAUGAUCCCCCAGUCAAAGUUGAGGCAGCCAUAGCUUUGCAGUUUCUGAUUGAGAAACAAGAGGAAUGUAAGUGCAAGAUUAAAUUGUUAUUGACCUUUUGAGUAACUCAGCCCCGCAUUAUUGAUUCAGUAGAAAUAUGUCCUGGCUGGGACAAAAUGGAUAAGUACACUGUAAGUAAGUACAAAUCUGAGACAAGUAGCAGGAGAAAAAUAAUAUUGGAUGUUUAGCAUCAUGAAACGGACAGUACAGCUCUAUUAAUUUUGGCAGUGUAUUGCUUAAGAGAAUGUGACUAAAUACAGGCAGUCGUAAGAGUGACUGAUUAACAUCACAAGAAUACACAAGAAAACAAUAAUGGAUGCCAGCUUUUUAAAGAACAUCUACAACAAAAUACAUCAGAUCCUGUUCAAAUCCCAAAACUGCACAGGAAAUUAACACAUGAUAAGGGAAAUAUGAACCAUUAUUUUUAAAUGAAUAAAAAAGCAGUUAUAAUAAAUCAACUCAACUUAUGGCUUAACCUUGUUCAGUGUUUAAUUUUUCAUGUCAAACUCAGCAUCAUCCAACAAUACUAAAAUUUAAUCCUUUAUUAUAACUAUUGUGUAAGUGGAUAAAGUUGUGAAGGCCAUUCAUGAUUUUGUUUCCACAGCUAAAAAGUACAUUGAACCACAUGUUCGGCAAGUUAUCCUCGGUAAGUUGAAUAUGAACACACCAUACACUGUACUACUACAGACAGUUGAAGUGAUCUCUGCUGAAAGGUUUUUUUACAUUAACAUUCUUUAAAAUUUUAUCUUUACUGUGGAGUUUCUUAACUGCCUAUACUUUUAACCGCUAAAAUGUGCUCAGCUUAAAAUUUCCCCCUGUUACAUCAAUGCUUUUUAGAACACGAUCUCACAAGAUAAAGUGAAUAACACUUUAAUGAUGUCUCCAUGAUACUUCUAUAGGAAAUGUAUUAUGGAAAACAAAUGGGGAUUAAAAGUUUGAGUCAAGGCUAAAGGGUUAAUGUCAGAAUAAUGUAAUUUUUUUGUAACUACUGGUAUUGAUCCUUCUCCUUCAUCUCAAUCCACGACUGAAAAAAUUUACCUUUGCUUUUGAUGUGUUACAAUUCCCUUUUUAGUGCAUGUUUCACCUUAUUUUUUUGUACAUUUACUGUCUUUUUGACAUUCAAACAGUUACUAGUUAUUCUUAAUUUAAACUGAACCUCAGAAGGAUCUCCUUCUGGUUUCAAUUAUUUUAAUAAAACUUGUACAAGUGUAAUUUACAAGUGUAGUUAUAAGUUGUUUUAGAGUCUGAAAACAAUAGCCACACUUGUAAAUAAUUAUUAUUCUUGUAAGGGUUUUAUUAAAUUGACCACUGGGCAAUUCUCUUUUUCUAACCCUUUUACAGAGUUGCUAAAAGUGAUUCGUGAAACUGAGAAUGAUGACCUUACGGGUGUCAUGCAGAAACUCAUAUCUACCUAUGGUGAUCAGCACCAAGUUGCAAGCAUUGCAGUAGAUAUUGCCAGAGAUCUGGUAUGCAUACACUGUACAAUGUACAAAAUAGAUUGCUACCCUAAUAUCAUAGGUGACGAAUUACUCUUUAAUUUUGGCUCGAAAUUUCAGCGAUAAUUUGUAAUUUCACAUGUGAAAUUACAAAAUUGCCAUUGGCAACCUUCUGUACGUCUCAGUGUCAAGAUGGCGACGAAGUUUUAAAAUGUCAUGAAUGAAGAUGCCAGGGCAUGAAAAUAAGCUUUAGAAAACCUGAACACACGAAAGAGCACAUCAAGAAGGAUUCUAACGGGUAUUUUAUCGAAAAAUUCUGAACUUAAGCCAAAUUUAAGAAAAAUGCAUUUUUUAACAGUCGAUUUAAAUUAAUAAUAUUGUAUCUCAUGCAUGUUUUCCACAACAUAAUGCUGUUUGAUAAAACCAUCUUGACAUAAAAUGGGACAUUGUUAAGUCUUGGGAAGAACUCUUUGAGUUAGUUAUUUUGUACUUUUACAUUUUGCAAAUGUACUGCAGGGCUGUUUCAAUCUAAAUAUUAGAAGUACCCUCCAGAUUUGUGUUUUUUGGGGCAAUUAUUACAAAUGUAUUACUGGGUUUUGAAUUAAAAAAGAAAGACAAUCUGUUUUCUUUUUCAAGAUUAUACUGAUGGUAUUUAAUAUUACUAAUUUAAAGAAAACUAUAUGAUUAUUUUAAAAUGUGCAGUUGCAUGCAGGCUGCAGGGGGCUCACACAGCUUAUGCCUAACCCAUAGCUGGUGUAUUGGUAAUAUCUCCAAAUUUUUAACACUGAAAAUAAACAACCUUAGCUUUGAAAUCCUUUUUUCAGUACUUGCUUAGCUUUUGCAAAUUUCUCUUGUUUGACCAUGGCGAGAGGUGACCUUGUUUUGAUGAAAGCUUCCCUGCCUUAGAGAAAGUUAAGAGGGGGUGGUUAUUAGAGAGAUUCUGGUAGACUCUGUGAGACAAAGUUUCUUUUUAAUAAAAGAAUAUGAUGCUAUGUGCUGCAUUUAAACCUGGACUUCCAGGUUUGUAUCUUCAUGUGUUAGUAACUACACCACUUUUUUUAAAUCUCAUUUUGUUUACACCUGUAGGCAGGCACAUUUGUCCAGCUUUUAGAUGGUGACGAUAGUGAUGAAAAAGCUGUCACUGCAAUGGGUAUUCUUAAUACAUUGGAAACCAUGUUAAAUGUUAUGGAACGAUCAAAAGAGGUACACAAUUUAGGCGUAAAUUUACAUCAGUAAUACAGUCAAUUCUCUCCAAGACAGACACUUUUCAGGGCUUUGCCUAAGAGCCGGGGGCGGGGAUUUUCCCUGGCUACUAUGAGCGUGAGGCCCGGCUGCUUUCAUAAGAAACAAAAGGAAAAUAGAACCCAAAGGACUUCAGGAACAAUUUAGGUUUCUGGGAAACUGCCCACCUUCCCCUCCCCUAAGUCAACAUUAACACUUACUUCUCACUAAGGGCAAAACGUUGGAUUAGGGGAGGGGUAGGUGGGCAGUUUCAAUUCCCCUCCUACUAGUUGCAUAUACCCGGCGACUUGAAGUUUUAGCUACAACCCUGCUCUUUUGGGACCAGCACCGUGGGUCUGCCUUAGAGAGACAUUAUAUGUGAAAGGUUUGAACCCAGGAGUCAUUUCAUAAGUAAGUUGACUAUGAUCGUACGGGUAAACGUAGUCCUGAAUAGGACUGUUGUUGUUGAUAAUGACUGAGGUUUCGACAACCUGUGCGUAAGUCAUCUUCAGAAUCAAAGUGAGUUGUUUCACUCAGUUGAUGGUGUUAAACUCUUGUUAUUGACCUGACUGGUCAAUUAAGUCGCGAUGUUAUUGGUCGUUUGUCAGUUAAGCCGUCUUGUUUUUGGCUAUGAAGACUCGUAUUGUCAUUGGUGCGUUUCGAUCCGUCUAUUGUCACAGUUAAACAGUCAUUUAUUGUUAGUCAAAUUGUCAGUUGUCCACAGCAGUCGUUCUCUCGAAGUUAGUUUUGCUUCAUUCCGUCAAUAAUAGUCAACUAACAAGAGUGAAGAAAGGCAGGGAACAACUUUAGGCAUCCGUUUAGCCUGGUUACAGUUUCUUGAGAAAAUCUUCUCUGGGUGAAAUGCUUGCAGGCCACGAUUCCUUAGCAAUUUACUGAAGAUAUUUCACUAUACAAGACAACUUAGUGUUUAACCAUAUUUUUUUUUAUCUACACCUGUACAUAUGCAGAUUGUUCAUCAGUUGGAACAAGUGGUAAUCUCUUUAAUAGCGAAAGUUCUGGAGCUGUCUGUGUUGGGUAUGUAUAAAUUGAUCCUCUGGUUAGAUCACUGAAGUUAUUGGAUUACACAAAUAAAACUUAUCCUCUUAACAUAAAUUUAUAUAGUGUGUUCGAAUCGCUCAAAUUUCUGUAAUUUUUCCCAGCAAUUUCCUAGAAAAGUAAUUAUUGCAAAAGCGAUUUAAUACAGAGCUAUAACUGGCAUAGAAAUCUCCAACCCUGGUCGAGGUUUUUCAAAUGUUGGACAGUACUAUCCAUCGGAUAAAUCACUAUCCAGCAGAUAAGCGUAACGAAAACCAAUUGCGCUGUCCACUGGACUGGGACCUGCACAGAGUAAUUGCUAGAGCUUCGUGCAAAAGAACGCAAAAUUGUCGGCCAACAACUCCCAACAUUGUUGGAUGUUACAUUUUGCGUCCGUUUGCACACCCUGUUCCAUGCUGUUGGGUGUUGUUGUGCAAGGUUUGAAACCUGUCAAACUUUUAGCCCUGUGCAAACCAGCGCAACAUUGUUGGAUGUUACAUGUUGUUGUGCAAGGUUUGAAACCUGUCAAACUUUUAGCCCCUUGCCAACGGGCACAACAUUGUUGGCCAACAAGUCCCAAAUGUAAAAAAAUUUGGCAAUUUUUUGUGAAUUUUUAAUACUAUGGCUUCAAAACUCACCAAUUUUACCAGUUGGUUAGUGCUCCCUGGUACAAUGUGUUAGACUCUACAGGAACAUUUUGUGUAUGGGUAAAGACAUAGCCCGUGUAGAGGUGCCCUCCCCUAAAAAAAUCGACUCUCUCCCCGAUUUUUGUUUUUUUUUUAGGGGAGGGAGUGUCUGUAGAAAGGCUACAAUCAUGGACAAAAGUCUUGGGACACUUUUGCAUGUCUGGGGCGUUUCCCAGUUCGCACAGGCCCAACACCUCCCCUCACCCCACAAACAAAGUUUGACGUGUGUAUCCAGAAUUUUUUCCGAGUUUCAAUUUUGUAUAGGGUGGGGGAGGGAGAACUUCAAGAAAAUUUCGAAAAGGAAUCGGAUGCACUUUUUUAUUAGGGAACCCAGAAAUGACAGAAAAAUAUGAAUACUGCAUUACUGUCGCAAGAACUUUAGUCCAUGAUUGUAGUAAAGACACUAAUUAAUGACAAUAGCACUGAAUUCACCUAAAACAGCCAUUAAGAAUAUCAUCGUGACGUAACCCCUAUAAAAUGCCCUCGAACAUGUCUAUGCAGCAGUUGUAUCUUUCAUAAUCUACAAUCACCUCAUCCACUUUCUCGUUGAGGUAUACUAACCAGUACGCUGUGACAAUCUUAGAACUGUACAUUCUGUCUUUUUAAUAAGUAUUGUCCUUAUAUAUAUUACCAUUUUUUGUUUGUUCUUUAGAGUUCUAUGAGGACAUUUUGUCCAUUAUUUGUACCUGCACAGUGUUUGAGAUCUCGCAGUCCAUGUGGUCUGUGUUUUAUAUGAUAUAUGAAGCUUUCCAGAAAGAUGCUUUUGACUACUUUGCAGGUAAAGUUACUAGUAAAGGCUUGUUAAUGCUGCUAGAGAAGAUCGUAGAGAAAUAGAGAUAAAAUAGCGAGCGUAGCCCCAAACCUAACAAAAUUUGGUAAUCACGUGACAGUACGCUCGUCCGCCGUCCGUCCGCACCACAGGUGUACCAAUGUAAAGUAACUCAAUCAACAGGUAGGUUACCCAAAUGCAACUUGAUGUUUUUGCGGGAAAUCGCAUAGCCACCCGCGUCUUGUGAAGUAGAGACAGUCAAUAGAGAAAGAGAAAGACAGAGAAUAAGAGAAAAUAGGCAACAGGCCAGCGAAGCUCAACGAAAAAAAGAGCGACGGAGAGCAAGAGCGAGAGAUAAGGAGCCAUUUUCUGUUGGAAGAACAACUUGAAUUUGUAGCGGCGGUGAGAAAAUGAGAAAUUCUAGCGGCCACCAAGGAAAAAAUGAGCGGCGGUGAAAAAAGUGAACAAGAACAUGUACGACAUUUCCUCCAUAAAACGUGUAACCAGGAAGUUUCUGGACGUUUCACCUUGUAGUCGUAGUCGUGCAAAACAACGGCAAAGAGAUGUACAAAAAAAGUGUGCUGCACGUGCAAAGUUGUUUUUUUGCUAAUUAGACCUCUCGUUGUUUUUUCACAUUUUUCUUUGCCUUCGCCGCUUAGCAUUACACGAUUUUACAUUUAGUUUGAGCAAACUAUAAACAUUAUCGAGAGCUUCGCUUUUAACCUUGGCUGAAUCUAUAUAUUACAGGAAGAACAGAAACUGAAAAUGUCUCUUACUUACCGUAAAUUUUCUUCUAAGCUAUAGAGCGUUUCCACGUGACGUCACUUCCGCGAUGUUUGUGUUCCGAGACAACGAAACGGCAACCAUAAGAAAUAGAGAUAAAAUAACCCUAAAACAGGAAGAAGACAAACUAAAAAUGUGUUAUUACUUAGUUUUUCUCUAAGCUAUGCAGCAUUUUCACAUAACAUCAAGUCUGCCACGUUGGUGUCUCAAGACAAUGAAAUGGCAGCCAUAUGAAUUAUGAAAUAGAUAUAAAAUAAACCUAAAACAAGAAGAGAAACUAAAAAUGUUUUUUUACUUACCGAAAAUUUUCACUAUCGCCAUAUGGUGUUCCAAAACAGUGAAAGCGAGGCCAUGUUGCUGUUCAAAACCAACCCCUAGGGAGUUUUUGCAACGACGACAACAACGGCGUUGAAAACGCCGCUAACAAAAGUAAUUUGCGUCCUUUCAAACUUUAUCGCGUCUAUCUGGACCCUUUCAAUUUCCCCUGGAGUUGAAUUCUUAAGGACUUUUUCCAGGUACAAAAAGAGAAACGAAAAUUCGUCGACGUGCGUUCACGUCCUCCAUAAAACGUCGCAUUAGAUGUAGUCGUAGUCGUGCAAUGGACGUCAAAGAAAUGUACCAAAAAGCGUGAUGUACGUGCAGAGCUGUUUUUUGCUCAUAAAACCAAUUGGUUUUUGACGUUGUUGUCGUCGUGGUGGUGGUGGUUGCUUAAGCUCCCUCUUUACACGUCUUAAUACGUGUGCAGGUUGUUUUGUGACAUCAAUGCCUUCACUUUUCAUGAUUUUUACUGUUUGUUUCUUGUCUUGUAGAAAUGAUGCCUUGUCUGCACAAUUACAUCACAGUUGACACACCUGCCUUCUUAGCAAAUCCCAAGAAUAUGGAAGUUAUAUACAAUAUGUGUAAAAAGGUCUGGUUUAAAUUCUUGUUCGUCAUCAUGAGAUUAGAUAAAACGUCUUAAAAGUCUUCAUGCUAUUGGUUACAAAAGGCCCAGGAAACACUGAAAGGAAAUUAGAAAUCUAGCUUGCCAGCAAGCUCUCCAUGCAAGCGAAGCGAGGCGCGAGAACGCGCGCGUGACGGUCUCCUUUCCCGUGCUGCUCUCGCGUGACUUCUUGCGACUUCCUCAAAUGGAAAGCUUGCUCGCAGGCUAUCUAAUUACAGUUGAACCUCCCUUAGCGACUACCCUAAGUGCGAAGACUUAGUUGUCGCUUACGGGAGGAAGUCGUUUACAAGAAUCAGACCACAGGGCUCUCUUCCGCGAAGAGUUCCGUCGGAACACGUACUUUAUGGUAGACAAGUAAAUGCAUGCAAUUUCUACGUUACGGUUUGUGUAGUUCCAUGUUAUCGCUAAAAGUUCCUCAAAUACUCUAAGAAGCACAGAACGUAAAGCUGACAUAGAGAUCGUAUCAUGCGUCAUGUGGUCGCUUACAAGUGUUAAAAAACAAUGGAAAAUUAUUAAACCGUCAUCCCCGAAAAGUGGUCGCGGUCGCUUACAGGACGUGGUCGUUUACGAUAACUAACAACUGUAAGGCUUCCAAGGCGAACAUUUUGCUGUUUUGGAUGAGUGGUCGCUUACGAGAGGUGGUCGCACACGGAGGUUCAACCGUAGGCUAAAAACCGGUUUAACCUGAGAAGGGAUUUUACCUACAGCAUGUACCUUGUAGCUUUCUGCCCCCGGUUAUUCAAACUUGGAUAGCGCUAUUUAUCCACCGGAUAAAUCACUAUCCGGAGGAUAAGUGUUAGGGAAACCAAUUAGGUUAUGAAGUGAAUAGCGUUAUCCGCCUUUUGAACAACAGGAGCCUCUUGUCUUUGAAUCUUGCAAGGAUAGCCGGUUGUAGUGACUGUAUCCAGUUUUAACUUUCUCAAUCUUCACAUUCCACUCAGCAUAUAUUCACACUUUUCUCGACAUUUAGCUAUUUCAGGAAGCGUAUUCGGAUUUUAAGACCUCAAGCCUGUGAAACAAUACUGCCAGGUCAUGUAGUUAGCUGUCUUUUCUUCAUAAUUCGGUCAUAACUUUCCGGUUGUCAGUGCCAUAGAUUGUUAUAAAACCCUCACAAAUAUUUACCUUUGUGAUUUUAUAACAUAGCCGAGUUUGGUACUUUUUUAAUGAAAUUACUCGUAUUGUUAUGGGGUCUCGUCGCGUAGGCUUUCUGAUUGGCUGUAUAUGUUGUGGUUGUUAGAAUAUCAAUUGUAUUAUUAAGCUGACGUUGGAAAUUUUUUUUCUAUUCGUAUCAGAUGAUGACUGACUCUUCUGCACAAGAAGAUCAACAGUGUAAUGCAGCAAAAUUAUUGGAAGUGACCAUACUUCAGUGCCGUGGACAAAUUGAUCAUGUAUGACAAUGGUUACUUUCUAAGUUUGAAACCUGUGUUGUUCAUUUCAAGUCAUUAUUUUCGAGAAUAACAAGCAAAAGUCAUGACGAAAUACAGCUUUGUUUUUUCUCCUCCCCUCGUCUAACGCUUCUCGCGAAAUGCCCCGUUCACCAAUAUUAUUUAUUAAAGGACAUUAUUCUCGAAAAUAACAAGCCAAAGUCUUGUCGAAAUACAGCGUAAUAAUUUUCCCUUCCCUCGUUUAGCGCUUCUCGCGAGAUGCCCUGUUCGCCUCGCUUGGUUCGUAAGGCGCGGCCUGUUAUUCAGGCUACACUAAACCAGUUCAAUAAUCUAAUACAGUCAACUCUUGUCUUGUGGACACCUCCUUAUUACGGACAGACCAAUAAUAUGGGCAGGAGCUCAAUAACCCCAGCAAAACGAAUUACAGGUCAAUUUUUUUCAAGUCUCAAUCCUUGUCCAUUCUUGCCAUCCUGUAGCAACAGACAACCGGAAACAGUUUCAAUGCCUAAAUAUAGUUUUAAAUAACAAAACUGGACCAUUGUUUGUGGUAUUCAGUUGAGGUAAAGACACGUUUUAGCUGCUUUAGCUUGACAUAGCCCGUUUAAAGACUCUGUAUUAAGGACACUAAUCCGCGGUCCUAAGGGUGAUUGCAAUACCGGAAGUUGACUGUAAGAGAGCUAGUCACUUCCGAGCGUGCUCUCUUUCAUUUACACGUCGUUCUGCACGCAUUACUUUACACUUAGCCUGUCAAAUUUCUCCAUGCUUGCACAUUUGCCUUUGUCUUCUCAACUAAUCAAAUUGAAACAUUUUGGAGCCCUUUACCUUCCCCUCUGCAAAAUAAUCCAAUUUCUUCCCUCCACAUAAGUGUAUCUCCACCCCAAAAUCAAUCAAGCUACUCUCUUCCACCGCUUUUAGCUCUACUCAAUAAACAAAUUAAAUUACCCUCUUCAACGCGUGUUUGGUUUUACUCACAAACCAAUCAAAUUGUUCCAUUCAUUGGACCAAUCAAAUAAGGAAUUUAGGAAGACUGUGUCGUGUACAGUGCUGUUGCCUAUUUGAUUUGCUUGUUGUUUUCUUUCAGUGGCUUCCAUUCUUUGUGGAAGCAGCUCUGGAAAGGUUAACAAGAGAGGUGAAGGAGAGUGAACUGCGAACUAUGUGCUUGCAAGUGGUAAGGCAAUACCCACGAUAAUUAAAUACCACUAUUUUUCAUGAUCCUUAAGGAGGCCAUUAAAUUGGUUAUGUUUAGCGUUCGCCACUUUAGAAACGAGAUGGAACCUUGUCCAUACUAACUUUCGGAAUCCGGAAAUGUUUGCUUGUGGAAUCCGGAAAACAGCUCAAGGAAUCCGCAGUCUCUCUAAUAAUUGGAAUCCGGAAUCGAAGUUCUGUUGACACUGCAUUUAGUAUCCAGUACCCGGAAUACGGAAUCUAGAAUCCAAGACUGUGUUUCCUUGGGAGUCGCAGCGAAAGCUACCAGUGUGAACUGAUAUUAGGGACUUCUAAGCAGGCUCCUCGGAAGAUUUAUAUUUGGGAAAAACUGACAAUCGACCACCUCACACUUAAUAGUAGGGAAAAGAAAUUUGACUAUCCUAGAGUGUGGGAGACUUUAGUCUCCUGAUCUAGUAGGACAGUAUUGUGUACAAAUUUGCAAUCGAAACACGUUUGGACCUCUGGGCUGUUACUAAGGACAGGGGAAAAACUGGCCAAUAGCUGACGUCCGCAGUAACGAUCCCAGAAGUUUUUGCGAACGUUAACUCGACCCAGUUUCCAUCUCGUUUGUAAAGUGACGAAUGGCUAAAGCAGAACUGCAAAUAACUGUUAGUCAUAGGUCAGCGUCCCGACAAAAUCUUAACUGUGGUCGGACAUGAUGUCCGGUCAGAGUUAAUACCCAAGGCUAUCGUUUUGCAGGUGAAUAAAAUUUUCCAUGAGCGGUAUAUGUGAAUUGUCUCACCCACGAAAUAACAUUACUGCGGCGGAUGUUUGGCAGAAACGAUUUUAUCUGCGAUUUCUAUAUGUGAAUUGUCGUACCUUCGAAUUAUCUUUAUAUAACAGUUAUCAGCUUACCUUUGUUUAGGCGUCUUUGAUUAGGUCCGACCACAUUGUUGUUUUGUCGGACCAAAAUGGUGACUUGGUCGCACAUUGUCCUUUCAAGAAAAAAAAAAGGCUAUUUGCAGCUUUGAUAAAGAGGAAAAUUCUUGGAGGGUGUGGAAAAACUUGUUAGCUAUUUUUACUAAAGUGGCUGUUAAAGACAUCAAUAAGCUCAGCCUGUGAAAUGUUAUGCAGCUGAGAUGACUAUACAGUAUUAAGUUGGCUUAUGAAGACGUCAACUGGUUAUGUAACUGUUUAUGUGGCUAUUUUAGCACUAAGAUGAUUUAUAAGGCGGUAGUAAGCGCCGAAUGUGGUUAGACAUGGGUGGGCCAUUUAAUCUCUAAUGUGGUUAUUGAAGAGCUAAUUUGUCUAGGUUAGAGCCAAGGUGGGUUACUAAUAGUCUCUAUACAUGAUUACGACAAACACACAAAUUUGAACACCAAGCCUCGAUUGUGAACUAAAUUCGUUAUAUUUGCACUCUUAGUGCAUGGGUAUUCUUUUCAACUGCCUUGGGAAUAAUUUAUUUAUAGUAGACUUUACAAUUUCAAAACGAGGGUUGGUGGUGAAAUGUGCUCGUCAACGUGUGACGUAAACAUGCGUAAGGACUAUUGGCUGUUUUGGAGUUGCGUGUGAGACGAGGUCCAUGUUGUGUCGAAUUGCACCAUGGGAAUGUUUUAAGGGACUAAUUUUUGACCCCGUCUCCCGCGAGACCUUACAACAGCCAAUACAAGAAGAGCUAACGCCCCCAAGAUAGUCCCAUUGACCAGUUGGACAUGACACCGAACAAGUCUAACGCGCAACCAACACUGUAGGAUACAUUCUCACACUUCUGAUUAUUGACUGUUAUACAUUAAAGUUACGAUAAAACGGGCAACAAAAACGUGCAAUCUGUUUUGCAACAUUCCUGCAGAACGUAUUGAAAAGCGAUGUUGCGCGUUUUACUACCCGUGUUCAAACCUGUCUUGCAGCAAAUAAAGUUGCGUGAAUACUGACUUCUGAUUGAAUAAAAAUUACGCGGGAGUCACGCCAUACGCGGGAUUUACGUCACUUGUUGCAAAAUAGGUUUGUCUUGGGCCAGUAAAACGCGCAACAUGAACAGAUUCUGUUGCAAGAAGUAUAACUACUCGCUACUUUCUGCAUAACUAUACAGCCUGUUUUGUUGCAAGACAGGUUUGAUUCGUUGGUGGUAAAGCGUGCAACAUCGCUAUUCAACUUGUUUAGUAGCAAUGCUGCAAACAAAUUGCACGUUUUUGCUGCCCGUUUUAUCGUAACUUAAUACAUAAAGUUUAUUUUUUUGUUACAGGGUGUAGCAGGCUUAGUAUACAACGCACCACUCUUGUUGGGCAUUCUGGAGAAGUUACAUUUUCCAAACACACAAGAAACAGUUACAGCCCAGUUCUUUUCUCAGUGGAUUAACGACUAUGACUGCUUUUUUGGGUAAGUUUAGAGUACAGUUGAACCCACCGUACCACCCUUUUCAUUAGGCUAUUUAAAUAUGCCAUUUCCGAGUUCCAAAAGCUCUUACUUUCAAAACGAGGCUAAGUACAAAACCUUUCUUUUGAAAACGAGAUUUUUUUUCCCCGAGAAUAAAACAUCAUUCUCUUAUCAAUGGCUUUACACUUAGCCGAGACUGCAAAACAGUCCGUAUGUUUGCGUAUUCAAGUGCGCGCGAACAGCUGAACAAAAGGUCUUGAGCGAACCUCAAAAAGAGACGCUCGCCCGUAGGGCGUGUGAGGCUCGCGCGCCUCGCGCGUGUGAAACCCCUACGCAACCGAUUGAGGAAAAACCGUCCGUUUUGCAGUCCACACUUAGCCUCGCUGAGGCAACUCGAAAAUGGUCUAUUUUGGUGAUUAUAAGGUGAAGAAUUCAAACUGACAAACAGUAAAGCUUUUCUUGAAAGUCGUUCAAAGUGCUUAAAUGAGCGUUAAAGCGACGAGGGUGGUAUUCACCAGGCUCCAGUUGUUCAAAAGGUGGAUAGCGCUAUCCACUGGAUAAAUCUCUAUCCAGUGGAAAUUGCAGCUGGUUUCCCUAAUAGUUAUCCACUGCAAGUCGACCAGAAGUGGACGUGUUUAAAAAUUCCACCGUGAUUUAUCCAGUGGAUAGGGCUGUCCAGCUUUUGAACAACUGGGGCCAGAUCUGUAGUCAGAAUUGAGCCAUUACUUUUCAUCACAUUACUGAGAAUUUUGCUAUCAUCAUGUCAAACUAUGCCAUUAAUAAUUUAAUUUGCAUAGGGCCUCUCAGAGAGCUGGCUUGCACGCUACAAUUUACACUGGCCAACAGUGGUCUUAUUAACUGAGUUUACAAUGCCCUUUUUUAGCUUGCUUGCAGACUUCUCGAAACAAAGAAAAUAGUAGCCUUUUAGCGAGCGCUCGAAAGGUGGGAGGCGGGGUGGAGAGAAAACACUUUAAAUGUACUUUCUGACUUCCUCAAGUGGGUAAUAGGGUUUUAAAGCAAAGACGUCUUUGAGCAAUAAGUGGACUUGUUUAAAAAUUCCGCCGUGAUUUCGCCCACAUUUUAGGGCAGGUGGCCUUUGUAAGAGCAAAGACACUAACUAUUACGAAAUUGGCAGUGUCAAGAUAAUAUUUAAGGGGAAACAACUCACUUCCGUUUGACCUGCACCCCUCAAAAACCUCGAGGUGAUGAAUAGGUUUUGCUAUUUAUUAUUAUUAUUAUUAUUAUUAUUAUUAUAACCAUAACAAAAUUCUCAAAUCUGAUUGGCUAUCAACUGUCCUGAUUUCAGCACUAAGUGAUUGGUGCUGAAAGUAAGCCUAAGUAAUUGGACAUCACGCGCGCGCUUAAAUAGCUUAUUAUUGUUGUUGUUGUUGUUAUUACUAUUAUUGUUAUUUUAUUUAUUUAUUUUUUUUUUUUGCAGCAUUCACGAUCGUAAAAUGUUUGUGUUGGGUUUCUGUGCACUAAUGGAUCUUCCUAAAGAGAUUAGACCACACUCUUUAUUGCAGUGCUCAGGCCAGAUACUGCCAGCCUUGUUAGUGUUAUUCGCAGGUCUAAAGCGGGCGUAUGAAAGUAAGUGUAGUUUACUUCUCGAUGAGCAAAUAUCUGAUAACAAAGACCUCUAUUGUGUUCACCCUAUAUAAUUAAAUUGCACAUUCUUAAACUUUCUAAUUAAAGAGAAUUAAAAUGCAAUAACAGCUGAGUCUGUUUCCACGUAAUCUUGUUCAAACGAUGGAAGAUGGAGACGGUCAUGUGGAAACAUCUCUACGGCGACGCGGGAUGAUUCUUUUGAUUGGGUGAUCGCAAUCGUCAGGAUAGGAAAAAAGUCCAUAAGUAGACUGGUUCCCAUAUAAUCGUCCCAUUCCUCCCCAAAAAUCGAGGCGAUCGACGCAAUUCAAACGAUUAAUAAAACCAGGCUUCAGAAGGGGACGCUUUCUCUAUCAGGUCAGACCGAGUCGACCCACCACCAUUUCCAAGCCCGUUUUCAACCAGUUGGCCUUUCAUUUUCCAAGUCCCACGCCAUCCUAAUGCCGGCGAGUCAGGUCGUUUAUUUAAUCUUUUUAGAUUAAAGGACUAGAUAAUUCGUCUCCUGAUUGCAAAAUGAUUAAACUUCUAAUAUUUGUUAACUUGUUAUCGUCACUACGAUAUUUUCGCUAAAACCCGUCGGAGUAGAAUGACGCUGGUUCACGAGCGCGCACUACUUUGUAUUGAGAAAAUCUGGUUUUCGUAGUCGUCCUCGUCUUAAAAUCUCAGGGUCGGUUAUUCAAACAAAGUCUAACUCAUGCCGCGGUUUAAGAAAUCAUUGGACCUCCUGAUCUCUUUCUUAGAGGGUUAAUUUAAGAAAAUAACUCCUUUUCCAGUCUUCGCUAUAUGCUUUAUUGAAAUUCUUCACGAUAAAUGGUGUUCAGAUAAAAGCGUUGGGCAAACUGAAAAUGGUUUAGAAGGCGGUUUUGUUAAACACGGGCUAAGCUCCGUUUUUAUAACUGGCUUCAAAGGUCUCGUCUUAGACGAUUGGACCAUCCUUAGAUCGACGCAUUUGAGAACCUUCUAAAACGAGGGCUGCCUCUGUCUUUUUUCAGGCCAAGCUAAUGAUGACGAAGAAGAGGAUGAUGACGAAGGAGAAAGUGACGAAGGUGAGUUUUAUUACCCUUAUGACUGACACGCCAUGAAACGGAACACAACCUCGAAGAGAAAAGGUUUUAGCAUCUGAAGUACGUACCACCCAACGUCGUGUAAAGGAGGCCAGCGCCUAAAUAAAACGCUCCUUUCCUAAAUCGGGACGAGAGGACUGAUUGCCACGUCUUUUCUUUCCUCUUAGAUGAGCUGGCGAGCGAUGAGGACGAAAUCAAUGAGGACGACGUGCAGUACAUUGAAGGUCUUGCUCAGAAGGUACUCAUUAGAAUAUUCUCGGAUUAUGAGUACUAUAACCUUUAAAGCCCAAUAUCCACAUAUAAAGUCUCUAUACUGUUCUUCAUACAUUUCCUUAAAAAUUAGUUGAGAGGGCUUGAUAACAGAUCAAAGUAUUUUCUCUUUAGUGAUCAUUUUAUUAAACUCUCAUAACCAUUCUCUUGGCAACAUAUGGACAUUGUUAGGAGAAAAUUGAUGUUGAUCACUAUUGGGACUUUGGCUAUGAACUCUCUAUAGAAUCGAGCGUAGGAACUAGCCUUUUCCAGGCUCCAACAUAGUAAUGUGCUGAGAUCGUGAAAACAGAGGCGAAAGCACGUACGGGUGCUGUGUAAAUAUAUCUGGAAAUUAGAUGCUAUUGUAAUUUGAGGUAGGGCCACAUGUUUGUCAGUAUUCUACUGUAAAGUGGUGCCUCUUUAAAUAAAGUUAAUAUUAUUGUAGCCAACAAGUCUAUAAAAUAACAAACUGAUAGAUCUCCAUUUGUUACAGGCUGCUGAUCACUUGGAUGAUGAAGAGGAUAUUGAAGACGAGGAAACAGCAUUGGCAAACUUCACAACAUCAAUAGACAAUGACGAAACUGAUGAAUACAUCGCCUUUAGGACUUCACUUCAAGGUAUGACUGUUUGUAACGCCUUUUCCGUGUUCGUGUUCCAUAAAAGCUUCCUUUCCAUAAAGCCCUCAUGCCUUUGCUACUCGUUUCUGACAACCUCCUUCCCCCAUUAGAAUGGCGAUGUAAAGGGUUCUUUCGUACUCCUGUAAAAGCUUCAGUCUCUUACUCUUUAGGGUUCUGUUAAAUUUACGUCCCUCCUCCCUUCCCCCACCCCAUUCCCACCACCACCACCCCUUUGGGCUCUUUUAAAACAACUCUCGGCUUUAGGGAAUCAAUGCUUAACUGACCUCGGCAUUUCGACUCCAGUUUGUAGGGUUGAUUAUUUCAGUGUUGUUUUUGAAAGGUUUCCUCCUGAAGCUCUCCAAUAAACACCUUUCUUCGCUACCAGUCACCUGUUGUUAAAAUUAACCCUCUAAGCCCCAGUAUCCACAUAGAAAUUCUUCAGACUGAUCUCCCAAUAAGUUGAAAGAAUUUGACAAAAUAUCGUAGCAUGUUCCCAGAGGUUAUUUAUUCUCACAACCUAUUCUCUUGAUGAUACUUUGAUAUUCCUAGGAGAAAAUUGAUGUUGGUCACUAUUCGGACUUAAAGGAUUAAACAAGCCCCGGGGGAGUACUCCUGGGAAUUCUUGGUGGGUUUUGCCGCCCGGUUCUCCCAAUCCUGACCCUGUUUCAGUCCAAAAAAUGACAUUUUCACACCCGUUUUCAGACCUGGGCCCAAUUGUUCCAAAGGUGGAUAACGCUAUUCACUGGAUAAAUCUCUAUCCCGUGGAUAGGGCAAUGGGUUUCCUUAACAUUUAUCCGCUGGAUAGUAAUUUAUCCGCUGGAUAGUAAUUUAACCGGUGGAUAGUAAUUUAACCGGUGGAUAGUAAUUUAUCCACUGGAUAGUGAUUUAUCCGGUGGAUAGUAAUUUAUCCGCUGGAUAGUAAUUUAUCCGCUGGAUAGUAAUUUAUCCGCUGGAUAGUAAUUUAUCCGGUGGAUAGUAAUUUAUCCGGUGGAUAGUAAUUUAUCCGCUGGAUAGUAAUUUAUCCGGUGGAUAGUAAUUUAUCCGCUGGAUAGUAAUUUAUCCGCUGGAUAGUAAUUUAUCCGCUGGAUAGUAAUUUAUCCGCUGGAUAGUAAUUUAUCCGCUGGAUAGUAAUUUAUCCGCUGGAUAGUAAUUUAUCCGCUGGAUAGUAAUUUAACCGGUGGAUAGUAAUUUAUCCACUGGAUAGUGAUUUAUCCGGUGGAUAGCGCUAUCCAGCGUUUGAACAACCCGAGCCAGAUCUCUGAAAUCCAUACCCGUUUUCAGACCUGGCCUUUAGGCAGAAAUUGUGUCAUGAUUACUUAUAUUAGAGCGCAAACAAAAAAUUUCUUCAAAUGAUUUUCGAAUUCGCAUAUUUCUAUUUCGUUCUUAUUUUUUGGAAUUGAAACGAUAAAUACGUUCAUGCACUCCCGUAGUUCCGUCGAAAACCACACCCGAUUCCAGACGAAAAUUAGCAAAGUCUAUACCCGUUUUCAUACCAAAAAGGCCCAAAACCCAUACCUUUUGGAGCGGAACAUACCUAUAUGGCUUAUAUAGGGGAGUACUGUGGAAAAGCUUUACAAAGCAUUUACGUUAAAGGGACAGGUUCACCGUCAAGCGCAUGCUCAUUAAUUAAAUUACUAUUUCCCAAUUUAUUGUUAAUUCUAUUGGUUAAUAAUCCCACUCACAUGUAUCUCAGCUAUCUCAGAGAGUAUUUCAAAGGAGGAGUGUAUUUCAGAGUAACCUGAAGUAGGAUGGGGGAGUACUAAAAUCGCAGAAAAAAUUAGUGGAUUAUGCCAACAAUACCAACGUUGAAUUUAUUGUUGACCUGAAGGUUUUAUUCCAUUGUUGAUUAAUUUACAGCUAUUUGCAAAUAUUUAAGUUGAUCAAGUGCAAGUGACUGCCAGGGGAGUGUGCAGAUUGGUUCUUUGACAACAUUAUGACAUGAUCAUAUCGCUUGCAUGGACGAUACAGCAUGUCCCGGCAGAAAAACAGCAUUUUGAUAAAUGAGCAUGCGCUGAACCGUGAACGUGUCCCUUUACAUCAAUGAAGAGGUUAUCACCGUGACUCACAUUUUAGUUUUAAAUGUAUUUUUGUGUUGUUUUUAGCACUUCAGGGUAGUGACCCGAACUGGUACACAGCCCUGAUCAAUGUGCUGGACGGUGAGCAGACAAGGGCAUUACAGGAUGUAUUUGUACAGGCUGAACAGCGAAAAAACGCUUUAGGUGAGUCACGAGGACUAUUCCAACAGAUCCUUUCUUUCACCUGCUCGAUUUUGACUGACUCGAGAAAGACUCUGUAUGAAUCAAGUUAAAUCUUUGCUGAGCAUGCGCUACAUGUUGAUAUGAUACAGUUUCGAACCCAGGCCUAAUUGAUACAGCGGCCUCUUUUGUAACCAUCGGUUUAUCGAUGAAUGAAUGCUCACACUCGAAAAACCAGUUUGACGAGAGGAAACAAGAUUGAGUAGUCGAGAAGUUCUGGCUACGGCCACCGCAAAGGCUUAACGCGAUUCAGGCAGAGUCUCCUUUUUUCACCUGACUGAUUCUGGAAGCAGUAGUAAAAUGACGUCACGUGCAAAUGGCCCAUUAGGGAAACUAAUUAGAAUAUCAACCUCGUUCCCAGGGUUCUCUCUAUUUCUUCGAGAAAGAACCCUGAUUGCAGCUGGUCACGUGAACCCCCAAAAUCUGGGGGCUAACAAGAAUUUACCUCAAGGGAGGGGUAGUAAAAUUAUAAAAUUGUCGCUGUUGUCAGAAAGACACAAAAUACGCUGUUGAGCUUGUAAACUAGAGAGGCAUUACUUUGAAGUAUAUCGGUCACAAGAACAAGUUUGUGGCCAAGGUUUUUCCUAUUAUACACGUGCUUUUGCCCUGAAAAUGGUUCAAGUCGUUGUUGACUCGCAGAAAGUAAGGUUUACGUUGAAAACUUUCGAUUCUUUUUCGUAGUGGCAUAAAACGAGCCCGUUUACCGAUCGACUCAGAACGGCAAACUUAGACCGAAUACAUCAGUAAUGAUUACUGCCUCAAGUUUUAGCUCAUAUCCAGAUAAUACAUUAGCCCUACCCUGAUGAGGAGUUCAUUGUUACAGGUAGUCACAUGACCAGUCGCAACCAGGGUUCUUUCUCGAGGAAGAGAAAGAACCCUGGGAACGAGGUUGUUAGAAUAUCCUCUCAAUAUAGAUUUAUCCAGCGCAUAGACUCUGGACGAAAGUGACAUCGUGGAGCAAAUUUUCUUGUCUGAGGAAACAACUCGUCAGUUUAAGCUCGGACCUACGGAUCAAGAAUGCGCGAAAAACGAGCUCACUGUGUUCUUUAUAAAUCCCCUGAGGAUUCGUGCACAGUCGUGCUGUUCACGUUGGUCGCAUGCAUUAUUUAACAAUUAAUGAAUGAGGCUGAGUAUCUUAUGAAGAAUUAUGGAGACAUUAUAUCGUUACGAGAUCUCCAUAAUUCUUCAUAUGAUACGAAAGCCGAAUUCAAUAAUUGUUUUAUUAUUCAUUCAAAGUAAUUUCUAGUUUAAAAACAUGGCUAAAACAUGCUUACCUCCAUCGAUCCAUCGAUGUUAAGUUCAUCUUCGAUAGUGCACGUUUAGGGUUGUCCAGCUCCGCAAAUAUUCUCCAAAUAGCAGAUAUCGCCCUUCGAGUUGUCUUCUUGCUGUUCUUGCCAUGUUUUUAGCUAUUUUUCGCCUAUUUCUUACUCUUGAAACGAGUGAAAUGUCCGCCAUUUUUCAAGUUCACAACAAAAACAACUGAACCUCGUCCCCAGGUCUUCUCGGUUAGCGGUGCCUUAACCUGCGAAAACGCUGCAUUUUUGACGUCAUUUCCUCGUUAAACACAAAACUCUUCCAAAUUUUGUCAUCAGUCACUGGUUAUGGUGAAUUAAACGUAUGCUUUUAGCCAAUCACAAUCGGGGAAAUAUUUUGAAUGAAUAGUAAAACUCGUUAAAGUAUGCGCUUGAGGGUAAUGCGCCUUCUUUAUGCAGUUAUAGUGAACUUCUUUCGAGCAAUCAUAACGCGGUCGUAGUAAAGAAUGAUUCCAGUGUAGACCUUGCACCUGUUUUGGUUCUUUUUUUCUCAGAAGGCAAAAGACAUCGCGAAGACAACUAAUUUCUUUUUAAGGCCUCUGUACUACACACUUCUUAUAUCGUGCUAUUGUUCUGCUCGUAUUCACCAGAGUCCAAGAGGAUCGAGCAACAAGGAGGCUAUAUGUUCACAAACAUGGCUGUGCCACAAACAUUCAACUUUGGACAGUAAGAGAAGCAACUUCAGAUAACACCUUGGCUUACUCAGAUGCCGGCAAGUUGAACUUGAUCACUACUUGUUUGACCUAUUUGAAGAUUGUUGAAUAACUUGCACAUGAUUUUGCGUGACAUGGACCCGCGUUACUCGCUUGCGCCUUGCUUUGCCUCGUGUGACAAGCCAGGGUUUGCUUACCUUGGGAACUAAUAAACACAGCAAUUCCUUUCGACUCAGAGGAGAAAUGACCUGGGAUCAAUUUUAAUAAAACUUUUACAAGUGUAGCUAUUGUUUUCAGACUCUAGAACAAUGGCUACACUUGUAAAUUGCACUUGUAAAAGUUUAUGAAAUUGACCCCUGCUUUGUGUCAGCGUGGCGUGGUUGGUUUAACAAUAUUAUUUUCUGAAUUCCGACAAGGAACUGGAGCCGAAAUGCGUCCGGUAGUUGUGGGAUCGUCACCGGGGACGUGCCGGUCGGCUAUUAGGGAAAGCUCAGUUAAGCAACAACGACGGCGACGGCGACGGCGACGGCUACGAAAACGUCACUUAGAAGUGAAUUUGCGCUGCCUCAAAUUUUAUCGCGCUUAUUCCAUCUCGUCAAAUGUUGGCAAUUUUUUUUUGGAGGUAAGUUCUAGAGGACUGUAUCGAAGUUCAGGAAAAGAAAAGGAAAGUUGUUUUCUGGUGUUCCCGUCCUCGACAAAUCGUGAAAUUAGGCAUGUUCACGUCGUAGUCGUGCAGAGACGGCAAAGAAAUGUACAAAAAAGCGUGAUGCACGUGCAGAGUUGUUUUGCCAAUCCAAACCUAUUGCUUUUUUGCCGUUCUCAUUGACGUCGCCGUCGUCGUUGCUUAAGCUCUCUAUUGGCCAGUCUUUUAGACGUUAGUAACAGUCCCAGAUAUCUUUGCGAAAGUUAAUUUGGCCUAGUCUCCUUCUCUUUUCUAAAGAGGCGAAUUGUGAUUGAUCUUGAUGCCAUGGUCGCAAUUUCCAUUGAUUUACCAGACCAGAGGUACAAACGUGAUUUGUUUGUAAAUUUGUACACAAUACUCUCCUACUAUAUCAAGAGACUAUAGUCUCGCACACUCUAGGAUAGUGAAAUUUCUUGUCCCUGCUAUCAAGUAUGAGGUGGUCGAUUGUCAGUUUUUCACAAAUGUAAAUCUGGUAACAGUUUUCAAUUGCCUAUAUAAAGAGCAUUCUUUGCCACUUAAGAUUUCGUGAAUCUGGCAUAUGUCGACCCGAGGAGCCUGCUUAGAAGUCCCUAAAAUCAGUUCACACUGGUAGCUUUCGCUGCGACUCGCAAGGAAAUCCAUGACAGUCCCACGCCGUGGAUUCCGGAUUCAAGGUACUGGAUACGAGUUUAAUGUCAACGGAUCUUGGAUUUCGGAUUCUAAUCGUAAGUGAGAUUGCGGAUUCCUUGAGCUGUAUUCCGUAUUCCAAAGCCCAGGAUUCCGGAUUCCACAAGCUAAAAUUUCCUUAUUCAGGAUUCUCCAAGCUAACCUUUCCCAGAUUCUGGAAUCCGUAUUACCUCACAUAGGGCGACAAGGUGAUUUUUACUGAUUUUUCUGAC
Porites lobata is the source of this 33908-nucleotide messenger RNA. Lineage: Eukaryota; Metazoa; Cnidaria; Anthozoa; Scleractinia; Poritidae. The record is from the annotation of a GenBank genome assembly.